This is a messenger RNA of Cladophialophora psammophila CBS 110553, 2778 nucleotides long. RefSeq lists its product as uncharacterized. The coding region runs from base 1 to 2778 and encodes 925 amino acids. Gene Ontology annotation, cellular component: cytoplasm; exocyst. The transcript is spliced from 3 exons. NCBI's taxonomy places the organism in Eukaryota, Fungi, Ascomycota, Eurotiomycetes, Chaetothyriales, Herpotrichiellaceae. The record is from RefSeq and is a predicted model, not a curated record. Gene Ontology annotation, biological process: exocytosis; Golgi to plasma membrane transport. Gene Ontology annotation, molecular function: protein binding.
AUGUCGAAAACCAGGAAGCCGCCGGCCCUUAACAAGGUGCCACGGAGAGAUCCGCUGGCUUCCUUGAAGAUGGCCGACAUGUUGAUAUCCAAACCAACACUUCCAGCAGAGGUUUUGGUUGUCGUAAUCGACCACCUGACGGUGCCUGAUCUGCUUCGGUUCGCCCAAGUAUCGCGCCGGAUGCACGAGAUGAUAUAUGACGAUGCACGAUGGGUGAAACGAUUGAGGAUGAUGGGGUGUUGGAAUGACGCUGAAGCGAGAAGAGCAGAGCCUCCAAGGACACCAACCACUCCAGGUCAGAGACAGAGCACAAUAGAUCGCCACUUGGUCAACGGGAAAGGAAGACCGGAAGUUUUGUUUGACAUGGAUGCGUCUCCAGUCAAUCAAGCCCGGCAACCGAACCUCCUGUCGCCCUUGAGGGUUCGAUCGGCGGCAGCAGAUGGGUUUGAUGUGGCUGAAAUGUUAAGCCCGCGCACCCCGGCCUCCACUGGACUAAAUGUCGACCAUGAUGCGGCAUUGUCAGCUCUCUCUCGGGUCAAAUCCAUUAGAGGUCAGGCCAGACAGGAAUACAGCAAGAUCUACAAACUGCUGGCCCCAUACUAUACCAAUCUGCUCUCUGCCUCCGAUCCGAUGCAGAGCCGUAUAUUCAAGGAUUUCACUCUUCCAGAUCAACAGGCCCAACUGCUAGCGAAUGUUCGAGUCUUCUCCGCUAGUGAUUUCUCUCCUGGUUCAAGAGAGAGAGACCGACACAUAUCGGAAGCCGUAGGCACGUUCGACACCGCAGCUCUCCUAGAGUUCCGGAAAGGAUAUGAGUUCAAGGAUAUCCAUGGAAGAAUGCGUCAGUAUGCACGGGUUAUGCAUAUCCUUAAUGGUGGGAAGAGCGGUAUCGACCUCUUCUUGCAUGACAACAACAUGAUCAAUCAAAGAGCAGAACUCGGCUCCGUGGAUGAUUGUAUCGACUACUCCCUGGGUUAUGGCCAGCUGUCCUUAGAAAGGGUUCAAGCAUACUUUGAACGAUUGGGUAAUGCCUUCAUACGAGAGAACGGCAUUGUUCAAGCCGUAUUUCCGGACGCCAUGGAGGUGUCUCUUCUUUUGCUUGAAGAAGUAGCCAAAGAGAUCCUCUCACCUUUUCUGUCGGCGUUGUUCGAAGAUGCUCGGACUCGAGGAACGUCCAUAUAUCUCCGAAUCAUUUCUGGAACGUUUCAGGCAACCAGGCAAUUUAUUGAGAAUGUUGCCCUCCCCGAGGACGUCGACGAGUCGACUAUAGCUCGAUGCAAUGCCAUUGGAACCGAGAUUUUUGCGCCUCAUCUCGAAACCUAUCUUGCUGAGGAGCUAGCUUUCUUUCGCCACAAAGCAGAUUCCGAAGUCGAACAGUGGGAUCGAGCCUUGUCUGAACAGGCCGCUUCGACAGAAAGCUUUCUCAUGUCCAAUGUUAACCGGCAAGCUGAUAAAAAGGACUUCAUGUCAUCAUUCAAACAAGUGCUCAUGAUGCCAGUCAAUAUUCUGCCUGUCUUCACAGGCUCCUCUACUCAUAAAGCAGGUCCUAAGAUCCUCGAUAGUGAUGUUGCUUCCUUGUCGAGACCAGCUACCCCUAGCCAAUCCGGGCCUCGGGCCAUGACUCUCUCUCUUCCUCAAGAAGCCCCAACCGACGAACUUGCAGCCAAAGCGGCUCUAAUGAAUUCCAAGCUCGAGAAUAUCCGAUCUCUAUUCUCUAUCGAAGUUGCUCUAAACCUCGUCCAUGCCGCCAAAUCUUCACUAGACCGUGCCGCUCAGUUCAUCGCCUUGGGAGGUGAAGCCGGCGAAUCCGCUCGCACGCAAUGUUCUGCAAUCUUCAUUUUGCUUGUACAAACCGUGGGGAUCCGUCAUGUCAAGACGGGCUUUGAUAGGGCCAUCGAUCACCUCUCACAUUACUCGGCCCGCGAGACGGACACCAAUUCGCACGGCGACUCGGCCCCAACGGACCAAGUUGCACCCCUCGCGACCUUUCUCGAACUCGUCAACGUCGGUGACCUCAUCCAACAAAUGCUCGAUGUCUUCUACGAAUCCGAGUUGGUGCGCUUACGCAUCUCCAAUCGUGACGACUUUCUCGACAUUAACGUGAAAGAGAAGCGCAAGUUCGAAGCUAUGCUUGAUGAGAGUGUCGCUGCCGGUUUGGGAAAAGGUAUUGACGUGCUAAUGGAUGAAGUCGAGUAUAUCUGCGCCACUACCCAGCUAGCCACCGAUUUCUAUCCAGAACUAGCCAUACAAGACGGCCAUGCCACGCAUCACGCGAGCACAAUGGCUACAAUGCCCGUGAUGGACUUCUCUGGCAAACCCACGGCGACCGCAUCGCGGGUGAUCAAGCUUGUCGCCCACCACACGGGCAUGCUCACAGGCGCGACCGAAAAGACUCUCCUCGAUGUUUUCACAGCAGAAGUCGGAUUACGGCUCUUUACCACUUUGACGAAACACAUCAAGCGUCAACGCAUCUCGUGCGCUGGCUCCCUCAACUUACUGAGCGACCUUACAGCAUACUCACAGUUCAUCGCGACGUUCAAGAACCCGGACUUGAACAGUUAUUUCACGGCCCUAAGGUCCCUGGCCCAGAUAUACUUGAUUGAAGGCACUAGUGACAGGGACGUAAGGGAGAUGAGCACGAUUAUUGCCGAUCAAGAGAGGUACAAAGGUGUAUUUACUGUUGAGGAGGUGGUCGAGUUUGCAGAGAGGAGGAGUGAUUGGUUAUUGCUGAGAGCCAGAGUCGAGGGCAAGGUGAAAGGGGAUGGCUGCAUACUCAUGUAG